AUGCCAGGCGCUGUAGACCACAAAUCCCCCUGCGAGGUGGGUGUCCCAAGACCGCAAGACGAACCGAUACCUGUCGUGAUCGUCGAUGGCUUUCUCGGUGGAACAGGUGCACUGUUGUGGGGUAAUUUCGAACAUUACCUGAACAUAGGACAUGAGGAUAGUGGUCUGAAGAAGAGGAGAACGAUUUUCGUCAGGUGUGUCCUGCAAACACGUCAAGCGUCCCGAGUCACUUUUACGAAAACCUUGUUUUGGAAAAGUGUAGGACCAGUCAGUUCAUUGCAUGACAGAGCAUGCGAGCUGUUUUACGCGUUGUGUGGAGGCACAGUCGAUUAUGGCGAACAGCACGCUCUCGAACAUGGCCAUUCGCGGUAUGGUCGGACCAAUCAGGAAGGACUGUACCCAGAGUGGUCGACAGGGAGGCCUCUCCAUUUCCUUGGACACUCCAUGGGAGGUCCGACUAUCGUGAAGUUGCAGUGGCUUAUGCAUACAGGCUUCUUUGGCACCCAUGUGCACCCUGACAUGGUUCUCUCCGUCACUGCAAUCUCAUCGCCACUCCGCGGAACACAGCUUGUUUAUAUCCUCGGCGAGCGCAUAGACGCUGCACCUGCCGUUCGUCCUCUCUCACUGGGCACCGCUCUAUCAAAGAUCGUACACAUCAUAUCCUUCUUCUCACCUCCCACGCACAGCCCGUUUGAUUUCCACAGCGAGUCUCGAAAGCUCUCGUAUCGUGAGACGUCUUGGAAGUCAUUUUGGAAGCAGCUCAAAAAGAGCGAUUGGGCAGAAAGUAGAGAUGCUGCGCCUUUUGAUGUGACAUUCGAGGCUGCGGAUGAAAGAGAGGCAGUUUUCGAGGGCAUUCCGAACAAGAACUCGUUUUACCGUGCUUAUGCUGCUGAGAUGGUAAAUCUCCAAGUCUUGAAAUCUUUUGUAGUAGACAAUAACCUAGAAGACUGGAAAGGGACUCGUAGACUCUUCGCUGUUCUAGACAUUUUCUCUCCAUUAUACCUGUCCUCUCGUUUCAUGGCGUCUUUUGAUUUCUCUUCCCUUCAACCGCAACCCUCAUUUAUGUCACAGGUUGCUACUUCGCAUGAUGGUUGCGACGACCUUGAAUCUGGUGUUCUGAAUUAUGUCGACACUACCCAAUGGCGACGGCGUCAUGUGAAAGGAAGCCACUGCCCGGAGUAUGGCAUGUCCACGAACUGA
Serpula lacrymans var. lacrymans S7.9 is the source of this 1200-nucleotide messenger RNA. RefSeq lists its product as uncharacterized. The transcript is spliced from 6 exons. The record is from RefSeq and is a predicted model, not a curated record. Lineage: Eukaryota; Fungi; Basidiomycota; Agaricomycetes; Boletales; Serpulaceae. Bases 1 to 1200 code for a protein of 399 amino acids.